GCUCACUUCCGCCGUGGCUUGGAUUCUGUCGUUGUGUUCUGCCGUGAGUUCGUUGUAUUCUGCCGUGGAGUUGCUUUCUUUUGCCGGUAUCGUGUAACCCUUGGGAUAAAGUUCCGGCAUUGUUGAAACGGAACGCACUAGAUGUCCUAAAUCUCCACGGUUUGCGUCAGACAAGCAGAGAUCAAGCAAUAGACUACGAUGGGACUUCUACCAGUGGCCCUGCUUUUCAUAUUCCUAAGUUUGGGAAUCGCAAAUGAAACGAUUGUUUCCCCCGUAGAAUCAGACGAAGGCCUACCACCUGAGAUUUGCGGGGGACCGCUGACCGGAAAUAACGGUAGCUUCAGUAGCCCUGAAGACGCCGACAACCCGUCAAUCUACAUGACUAACAUCACUUGUUUUUGGCAUCUAAUUAUCCCGGAUGGUAGCGAUGCUGUUAUCUCGUUCAGCAAGUUCAAGACGGAGGGGUGUUGUGACUACGUCAAGUUGACAACACAGGAGGGGGUUCUGAUUGGUCAGUUUAGCGGCAUUACGACUCCGAAUGACGUCAGAGUAAGCAGUGAGACGACUCGAAUGCUGGACAUCGUGUUCCACUCGGACCCGACAGUGGCCAGGCAAGGAUUCACAGCGCAUUAUACCAUCCUCCGGCACGUAGCAACCUCAGCACCUCCGGUGACGGCGCUGCCCGAUGGGUUAUCGCUGGUCAGCACCUUUCAGACGAUUUCCAACGCCCUGUCUAUAAUUAUUCACUCGACUAAUCUUAAUCUGGUUUCAAAGAAUACGUCCGCAGACCAAGUCCUCGAAUUUAAGAAUGACCUGUCGGAUGCGUUGGCCUCUCUUUUGCGACUCAGAAGUGUAUCAUCACAUGCUCCGAGCAAAGACGAACAGAAGCAGAUCAACAUCGCUCUGAAACACCUCAACGCAAGAGCGAAACAGCUGGUAGAGCGCAUGUCAGUUCACGUGUCACCAUCAGUCUGUCGUCUGCCAAAGAAAGUUGGCACGUGUCGAGCUUCUUUUACGCGCUGGUUCUACGACAAGCGUAAUAUGGUCUGUAGAAGGUUUAUCUUUGGCGGGUGCGGGGGCAACAACAAUAACUUUAUGAGCAAGCGGGACUGUGAAGCCCUCUGCAAGCAGGUGCGUCCGAAGCAAACUAGAAACACCAAACCGGUCACGGCUGGUUUAUAGGUACAAACAGUUUGUGACAUCUGAAAGCGUUGGAAAGGGUUGGGCUCGGGCGGAAACAGAACAUUGUGGAAUCGUUUAGCUAGACAUGGUAGACAUGGUUUUGUACAGCAACCAUAUAACUAUUUAGUCCGUGGGCUAGAAAGUGACCUAUGUUGGAGCUUUAGUUUGGGUUGUACUUUUAUAUUAUUAACCAAAUUACGGGACGGGUGACCUUGGGGUACUGCGCUGUACUCUCAUUGCCACUGUAUUAAGAUCAAGACAGUCGUCUGCAUACAGCGACUCCCCAAAAUCCUCCUAACGUCCAGAGAAUACGCAAUGGAAGCAUGAUACACGAGUUUAACAUUUAUUUUUCUUUUCGACCAGCUUUUUGUUUUUGUUUUGUUUUAAUUAGCAAUACAGAGCUUGAUAUACCUAUGUGGAUUAUAUAUAAGCAAAACGAUUAAUCCCCAA
Messenger RNA from Nematostella vectensis (starlet sea anemone), 1632 nucleotides. RefSeq lists its product as uncharacterized. NCBI's taxonomy places the organism in Eukaryota, Metazoa, Cnidaria, Anthozoa, Actiniaria, Edwardsiidae. Bases 199 to 1182 code for a protein of 327 amino acids. Gene Ontology annotation, molecular function: serine-type endopeptidase inhibitor activity. The record is from RefSeq and is a predicted model, not a curated record. The transcript is spliced from 11 exons.